CACUUUGCUACUAUCUAUCUUCUACCCCCGGUACACACUCACAGUCACUGAUCCAACUGAACGUGCCAAAAACGCAAUUGGCCUUCCAAGUUUGAUAUAUCAGUAAAAGAUGUCUGAUGAUCUGCAAGAUGCCGCUAAAAGAGGAGAUAUCGGCAUGCUGUAUAAAGUAUUCUGCAAGAAUCCAGAUAUUUUGGAUUCACCAAAAGCUGUCCCGUUCGAAAAUACUCUUCUGCAUAUAGCUGCUUCCUCUGGUAGCAAUGAGAGGACUGACGACUCAUCAUGCAAGAGGGCCGAGUUUGCUGUUGAAGUGGCCAUCCUAAAGCCAUCAUUUGCUCGGAAGCUGAAUCCUGAAGGUCUCACUCCGAUGCACUUGGCCUUGUUGCAUAGGGAAUGGAAGAUAGUGAGGGCACUGAUGAGACUUGACCCCGAGCUGAUUCGGGUCAAAGGCAAGGGUGGGAGGACUCCUCUGCAUGUUGCUGCUGAAAUCGCUCCUCCGCAGCUGUUGGCCGAACUUCUGUAUGUUUGCCCGUCAUCAAUCGAAGAUGUGACUGCCAAAUGGGAGACUGCCGUGCACAUCGCGGUGGGGAAAAAAAAUUCCGAGUCAUUUGCAGUUCUUAUUGGAUGGCUACUUAGAGUUGACAGGGAAAACAUACUACAAUGGAAGGAUAUGGAUGGUAACACCGUGUUGCAUGUCGCAACGAGGACGAAUCAGGUCGAGGUGGUGAAAAGGCUCUUAGAAUAUAUGAUCGAUGAUGUGGAGAACUUGAAGGGGGAGACGGCACUCGCCAUCCAUGAUAAGGACGAAGGGCCUCAUCGUAGUGAGGAAAUUGGAAGGGCUAUACGUGCUGCUCACAUGAAGAGAGAACGUAGAAUUUGUCUUCCACUCAGCUUGUUACCGCCGAAAGUGACUCCAAUACGUCAUAUUAGACUUGGGAAGUACCUUAGCGGAGAUAUCUCUAGACUUAGACGGAUGGAAAGAAAUAUCAAGCACAGGUUUCAAAGGCUCGGUGUAGGAAGAGAGAAAUCUCGCGAAGUAUUCAUAGUGAUCGCGGUAUUGGUAGCCACGGCUACAUAUCAGGGUAUUCUGAGUCCACCAGGAGGAUUGUGGCAAGAAGACUCAAGCAGUAGUAAUAUUACUACUAAUAUUACUAGCAAUAGUAAUUCACACUAUGCAGGACAAAUGGUCAAUGGCAGGAAGCUUCCCGAUUAUAUCGAGAGUAACAGCUUGGCCUUUGUGAUUUCUGUGUGCCUGAUCAUUGCUUGCAUGCCUACAGAUAUCUUAAUCGGGGUAUACCUUGCGAUGACCAUGAUUUUACUCCUACUCACAUAUGGAGAUGCAUUAUAUAGCAUUCUUCCCCCACAUUAUAGUGAUGUAAGAACUACGGUGACAAUUGAAAUAGUUGUUGCUGGUGUCAUUGCAUUUGCCAUCGCUGUCAUCCGUUUUGUGAUGAAAGUAAGGUCAGCUUUCCGUCCUGAGCUGGAUACGGCCAAACCAGGACGCCACUGGGAGCUUGUGGGAUUUGAUGACGAUGCUGAUGGACAGAGCAACGUCCAACAUGCUGGGCAAAAGCAUACUGCUGAUACUGAAGGCCAUCCUCUUCAGAUCCUUGCAAAUCCGUAACUUAGCACAGCUCAGUUGCUGUUAAAUUCUUUCUUUUCGACUACUGUUCCGUGUCAUGUAGGCUCCAUUAGUAAAAUCAAUAAUUGUUUCAUUUUGGGUUGAGAAGUCGCAAUAAUGAUCGGCCAACCAAGUUUAAGGGGUGGUCUACAAUAUAAUCACUUGGGAAAUGAUUGUAUCAUAUCGUUAAAUUUUCUAGUGUCGAAUUUAUUAUUAUUGUGCGUGUCUCAAAUUUUUAUGCUUUUGACCUGAUGUAUAACCUGACCGGAUUGUAUGAAACCCAAUUUGUAGAUUUUCAAUGGAAUAUGUGGGUACGGGGUAGUCGACUCCCGACUUGAUGUAUCUUGAUCCGUC
Punica granatum (pomegranate) is the source of this 1972-nucleotide messenger RNA. Lineage: Eukaryota; Viridiplantae; Streptophyta; Magnoliopsida; Myrtales; Lythraceae. The record is from RefSeq and is a predicted model, not a curated record.